This is a messenger RNA of Tachysurus fulvidraco (yellow catfish), 3237 nucleotides long. RefSeq names its product epithelial splicing regulatory protein 2 (gene esrp2). The record is from RefSeq and is a predicted model, not a curated record. The transcript has 16 exons. Bases 157 to 2343 code for a protein of 728 amino acids. Gene Ontology annotation, cellular component: ribonucleoprotein complex; nucleoplasm. NCBI's taxonomy places the organism in Eukaryota, Metazoa, Chordata, Actinopteri, Siluriformes, Bagridae. Gene Ontology annotation, biological process: regulation of RNA splicing. Gene Ontology annotation, molecular function: mRNA binding.
AAAAAAAAAAAAAAACAGGUAUAGUGAGAAAAGGCUGGAGGGCUUGUUAUGGGCUUAGCGUGAGAGAAACUAAACAUUUAUCCACCCUUCUUUACCAGUCAAACCAGUAACUCUGGAUAGAGCACACUCGAGCAGUUUUUACCCUUGUGGUCCCUGAUGGCUUCGCACAGUGAUACUCUGGUGGUGUUCUUUGGGGCAACAGCUGGUGCAAAUGGGGGUAAACUGGGGUCGGAUGAGAGGGAAAUAAUUCUGUUGGUGUGGCAAAUUGUGGAUCUACAUGAGAACAAGGUGGGAAAACUUCAACAGCACCUGAUUAAACCAGACACUUUGGAAUUAACAGACGAGUGUAAAGAGGAGACCGGAUUGAGUGUGGACGGACUUUGUAAAGCAGAGCCUCUGGACACGGUUCUUCAACAGUUCCAGCAGGCCGUAUCAGCAGAACUUAAAGCUCUGGGCAGAAGCUCCUACACGCUGUGUGUUGACGGACCCCUCCUUAUCCGACAGGCCCUUCACCCUGAGGCGUCCAAAAAGAAUUUGGUCCUGCCCGAGUGUUUUUACUCAUUUGUGGAUUUAAAAAGAGAGUUUCACAAAUGCUGUCCCAACGCCGGUCCAGUGAAAGACCUCACCCUCCCAUCUAUGCUCGAAUAUUUGUGUCUCCCAGCAGAGAGCGAGCAGACGGCUGGAGUGAGGGAGCUGAAGAGCAUGGUGAUGAUCAUCCAACACAUCCUGGCUGAGCCAUACAGUCACAAAUUUUCCUCGUUUGAGACGGUGAAGUGCAAGUUUGAAUCUGGAGCUUGCAGUAAGACAGAAGCUGUGGACAGUGAGACUGUGAUCAGAGCCCGGGGGUUACCAUGGCAAUCUUCAGACCAAGACAUCGCACGCUUCUUCAAGGGCCUCAACAUUGCCAAAGGCGGUGUGGCACUGUGUUUGAAUGCUCAGGGUCGCAGGAAUGGAGAGGCCCUUGUACGCUUCGUAAACUCCGAGCACCGGGACAUGGCGCUGGAGCGACACAAACACCACAUGGGCAGCAGAUACAUUGAGGUGUAUAAAGCAACUGGAGAGGAGUUUCUAAAGAUUGCUGGAGGCACAUCUAACGAGGUGGCACAGUUCCUGUCUAAGGAGAAUCAGGUGAUCAUCCGGAUGCGGGGCCUGCCGUUCACUGCCACACACCAGGAUGUGCUGGGCUUCCUGGGCCCCGAGAGCCCUGUGACGGAUGGCACCGAGGGGCUGCUCUUCGUGAAGUAUCCCGACGGAAGGCCCACGGGUGAUGCCUUUGUGCUGUUUGCCUGUGAGGAAUACGCCCAGAACGCUCUGAAAAAGCACAAACAGAUUCUGGGGAAGCGGUACAUCGAGCUGUUCCGCAGUACAGCAGCCGAGGUCCAGCAGGUGCUGAACCGUUACAUGUCCACUCCACUGAUAUCCACGCUUCCUCCCCCUCCUUCAAUGGUUCCUGUGCUUGCUGCUCCUCCCUUCCUCACCACAGGCAGCACCAGGGACUGCGUGCGGCUGCGUGGUUUGCCGUACACCGCCUCCAUCGAGGACAUCCUGGAGUUUAUGGGAGAGCACACAAUUGACAUCAAACCCCACGGUGUUCAUAUGGUGCUCAAUCAGCAAGGCCGUCCAUCCGGUGAUGCGUUCAUUCAGAUGAAAGCAUCAGAUCGUGCCUUUAUGGUGGCACAGAAGUGCCACAAGAAGAUGAUGAAGGAUCGUUAUGUGGAGGUGUUCCAGUGCUCCACUGAAGAGAUGAGCUUUGUGCUGAUGGGAGGGACUCUGAACCGUAGCGGCUUGUCACCUCCGCCAUGCAAACUACCCUGCCUCUCACCACCAACCUACGCCGCAUUUCCAGGUCCAGCUGCUAUGCUUUCCACCGAGGCCGCCCUGUAUCAGCCCCCCCUGCUGGCCACUCCUAGAACUCCACAGCCACCCACUCACAGCCCUGUUCCAACGCUUGCUUACUAUUCCCCUCAGCCACAGCUGUACAUGAACAUGAACUACACUGCGUAUUACCCCAGUCCUCCAGUGUCCCCGUCCACAAUGAGUUACUUUGCGGCUCCUCCGGGCUCCAUAGCAGCUCAGCUUGCUCCUGCAACUUUACCUCAGCACGGUGCUCUGGUGCGCAUGCAGGGACUGCCCUAUAAUGCUGGGGUUAAAGAUAUCCUCAGCUUCUUCCAGGGUUACCAGCUCCAGGCGGACUCCGUGCUCGUGUUGUAUAACUGGAGUGGCCAGCGGAGCGGGGAGGCGCUCGUCACCUUCCCCAGUGAGGAGGCAGCGAGGCGUGCUGUGGCUGAGCGCUCCAACCUUCCCCUCUCUGGCCACCCCGUCCGCCUGAUGUGCUGCGAAUGAGGUCAACACUCACCCCUUGAAGCCGACUCCAGGAACGAGCGAGGUCUGCACUUCACCCUCUGUCUCCUCCCGACACUGGUCUUCCCCAGGCGCACAGGAAGCCUUUCCUCGAGUUUCUAACAUGCUACUGCUGGUGGAGGUGCUAGCAUGGUGGAAAUAUGUGAACUCUAUGUAUAUAUGUAUUUAUACAUCAAAUACACCUAUCGUUAAAAUGCCAGUGUGGAUAUGGAGAAUUGAUUCUAUAUAUAUAUUCUUAGUUGUGUUCUUUAUGCAGAAAAGCCUAAAUAACUCUUCCUGUGGGAGAAAUCCCACAAUGAGGAUUCACUGUGUUUUUACUCAAAGGCAGUGCAAUAUACAAAGGCUAAGCCAUACAGCCUGCAUGUGUGCUACAAGAAAGGAAUGAAAACUACUGACACUUGUUUAACUUCUAAACUAAGCCUUAACUUAGUGACCGUGGACGACCUGCUGCAUGAAAGAUUAUUUUUUCAUUAUAAAUCAUAUUAAUUAUUGUGUAACAGACAAGACUGCGUGUCCCUUCAUCCGCUCGGACUUCUUAGUUUAAUCGAACCCAGAACAGAGCCAUUUUAUUUAACGUGAGAAACAAGCCGUUGUGCUUUUGUCUGAUCUGUGCGCUUUCUUUUUUUUGCAGCCUUUAUUACUGAGAAUUUUUUCUUUCCUAAUCUAUCUAAUGUGACUAGAGAGGCCUUCAGUCAUCAUAGUGCCUUUAUACCUUUUUGUGCCAUUACUACAUGAGCCAGAGUUCAGUACCAGCUGUAACGCACUUUCCCUGGCACUCGGACAUUUAGGAUUUUUUUUUUUAUUUUAAGUUUGAAACUGAAGACAAUCUUUAUGUAACAAUUAUAUGUAAACAAUAAAAUAUCAUUCUGAAAUGUC